This is a messenger RNA of Diatraea saccharalis (sugarcane borer), 1059 nucleotides long. Lineage: Eukaryota; Metazoa; Arthropoda; Insecta; Lepidoptera; Crambidae. The record is from the annotation of a GenBank genome assembly.
AUGUUUGCACAAUCCACCAGUUCGUGGGCACAGUUUUUGGGCUUGGCAGAUGGCAAGGGCGUCGGCAAGAAGAGCAAGAGUAGCGCCCCCAGCGCCGAGCCCGCGCCCGGCCCCAGCGCCCCCCGCGCCCUCCGCGCCCCCAGCGACGAGGUGCCGGGGCGGGCGAGGGGGCGGGCGCGCGGCGGGGGCGGGGGCGGGGAGCGGCGCCUCGCGUCGUCCCCCGAUACCGAGUCCAGCGAGAUGUCCGACUCCAACGACCCGCUGGCUCUGCCCCCGCGCGGGCGACGGCGGGCGCGGGCGGCGCGGGGCGGGGGCGGGGGCGGCUCCGAGACGGGCUCCGGGUCCGGGUCGUGGGCCGCGCCCCGGCACAAGCGGGCGCGCCCCACACCGCGCAGGAGACGCGAGCGCUUCUCGACUGCGUCGUCGUCCGAGUCGGGCGAUUCGGGCGAGUCGGUCGAGUCGGUCGAGGGCGGCGGGUGGGGCAGCGACCGGCGCCGGUACGAGUCGGACCGGUCGUACAAGCCGCGCUACUCCACCGACGACGACGCGCCGCUGCAUCUGUACAGACAGAGACAGGAGGAUGCGAGCGAGGGAGACAGCAGCUCGCGCAACACGAACAGGAGGAAGGUGAACGGGCACGCGGCCGUGAGUAUACAGAUACACUAGCGGUGAUGUUAGCGGACAAGGUUUAGCGUCCGAGUAAAUUUACGCUAAAAUUGCAGUUUUAGUAUUAGUUCAAAUUCAUUUUACUCCCUUAGAACGUCGUACUAGGUAAACCUGCGCUAAGGCUCCGUUUAAUAAUAUGAAUUUGGACAAAUACUAAGUGCAGUUUCUACGUAUAUUUACUCCAACACUAUAUUAUUGCACGUGAAUAAUAAUUUCAUUUGCUGUUCACGAUACAACCACCAUUACGCUCUAGCGCAGGGGCACGUUUACUUUAUGUGCGCAAUGUGUUCUGCUUUCAAAUGGGACUUUAUCCUGCGUCUUGGUCCACGUGAUGGGGUUACUUUCGAUAACAAACUUCUAUACGAACUUUCAUGCCCUAUUGCAGUGCCUUAA